This is a messenger RNA of Schizosaccharomyces octosporus yFS286, 1279 nucleotides long. Its product is annotated as leucine carboxyl methyltransferase Ppm1. NCBI's taxonomy places the organism in Eukaryota, Fungi, Ascomycota, Schizosaccharomycetes, Schizosaccharomycetales, Schizosaccharomycetaceae. The transcript has 4 exons. Gene Ontology annotation, biological process: C-terminal protein methylation. The record is from RefSeq and is a predicted model, not a curated record. Bases 266 to 1177 code for a protein of 303 amino acids. Gene Ontology annotation, molecular function: protein C-terminal leucine carboxyl O-methyltransferase activity.
UAAUUAUUUAAGGGUAAAUUAAAGCAUACUAGAAAUGAAAUUUUUAAAAGAAUAAAGAUUAAAUUGAGGAAUUUACGAUUACAAUCUUGACGCUUUUUCCAAUGUCAACCUAAGCGAAGCCAACUAAAAUAAUAAAACUGCUGGUUUUGGCAUAUUCAUAGGAAAUUACUUUUAUGAGUAAAAAAACUUCUCAUAAAAUAAAACAAUUGAUAUACUCUUUAACAUAAGUUGACGUUUCCAUUUGAUAACUUAAUAUUAUUCCUUGAUGGAGGUAUUAGAAACGGAUCUGGAUGCAUUAAAAUGCAGGAUGAGUGCGACCAAAAUGGGAUACAUUGAUGAUCCAUAUAUACAGUAUUUUCUUCCUAAACGUUCGAUACAUAAGCCUCCUAUUAUCAAUCGUGGAACUUACGUUCGAACCUGGUCAAUUGAUCAUGUGUUGAAAAACUUCUUAACCAAAAUCGAAGGCAAAAAGCAAAUAAUAUCUUUGGGAGCAGGAACAGAUACUAGGGCCUUUCGCUUCCUGGCGAAGCUUCCAAAAGAAACUAUUAAGUUUAUUGAACUUGAUUUAUAUCCAAAUUGCGUUAGAAAAGUUCAGUCUAUUGCAAAACAAGAAGCUCUGCUUGCAAUGUUGGGGGAUUAUAAAUUAGAUGCAACAAAGGGGAUGCUAUUAUCGGAUUCGUUGGAUAUACUCCCAUUAGAUAUUCGUUGUAUACCUGAGGCAGGUUUACCAGACACGGCGGACGAAAGUCUACCUACGAUUGUACUAUCUGAAUGCUGUCUGUGUUAUUUGGAACCUAAUGAAGCAAAUUCUAUAUGCCAAUGGUUUCGGGAACACUUCUCAUGUAUUGGCAUAUUAGUUUAUGAACCUAUCCAAGGGAUGGAUAGUUUUGGGAAAAUGAUGAAAAGCAACUUGGCAUCACGUGGGAUUUACUUGAAAACGUUGGAAAGCUAUGAUACCAUCGAAGAUCAGAAAACCCGUUUUAAAAACAAUGGUUUCCAACGCAUUACGGCCUUGGAUUUUGUUGCUCUUGAAAAGGAAUGGAUUCCAGAUAUAGAAAAGCAAAGGAUUGCAAAAAUAGAAAUGUUAGAUGAACUGGAAGAAUGGUAUUUACUUGCCAAGCAUUACUGCCUUGUCUUUGCUACCAGUUUGUCACUAUACGAUCAACUAAAUUUGUAAAAGGUGAACAGAAGAACCAAUGAAUAUAUUAGUUAAUUAUAUUAAUGUAUCCAUAGUCGUACUAAAUGAAUGCAAGAACGGAACAUGACAGUUUACUAGUGA